This is a messenger RNA of Phymastichus coffea, 4116 nucleotides long. RefSeq names its product myotubularin-related protein 4. Gene Ontology annotation, biological process: dephosphorylation; regulation of autophagy. Gene Ontology annotation, molecular function: phosphatidylinositol-3,5-bisphosphate 3-phosphatase activity; metal ion binding; protein phosphatase binding. The transcript has 16 exons. Lineage: Eukaryota; Metazoa; Arthropoda; Insecta; Hymenoptera; Eulophidae. The coding region runs from base 498 to 3392 and encodes 964 amino acids. The record is from RefSeq and is a predicted model, not a curated record.
UGCUUUUCGGUUUAUUAACUUUUUAAUCUGGAGGAAUAUAUCAAAACUAAAACAACUUAUGUACGCGUGACGCGAAACCAGACCAUCCCUGGUUGGCUGACAGUCAGUUGCACUCGCGCUCGGUUUACAUCUGGCAGUGGCAUUCUGCAUAUCUGGUCAGGUCUGCGUCUGUUGUGUGCAGAGAGCUGUAUACAUUCAAGUUGUUCAGAGUUGUCAGCUCUUCCGUUGUAUCGAAGUCAUUCUUGCCAUUCGUUCAUCUUGUGGCUGCAAUUAUUCUUUUCGAGUAUACAUCAUCAUCAAUAGCAAAUUGUGCAUUGAAGCGAUGUUCGCGAUGGUUGUCUUGACAUAGAUGCGCCUGGCGAGUGCGCGCGCCAUUGUUUUGCUUUUGGUGAAGGAAGACCUUGCCUGUCUACACGACGUUCUAAACAAUUUAUUGAACCUAGACCCUCGGAGUCUUGGGUAAAUAGUGGCUGAGUCAACAGGCUCAAGAGACUGAGAUGGAAAGCUCUGAAGAGCCAACAAGUCUACAAUCAAUAUGUCAUCUACGUGCCUCUGAGCUCUUUCCAAAGUCUGUAAACUUUGAAUGUGAAGAUUCAACACUUUCAGUACCUUUUGUACUUUUGAGUGGAGAAUAUAUUGUUGCUCUGGGUCGUACCUCGGAUGGAGUCUUGGCAUUGUCAAACUAUAGAUUGUACCUGCAAUGUGGCCAAGGAUGUUACAAUGUACCAUUGGGUUUAAUAGAACACUUGGAAGUGAAAGAAAUCUUCUAUUUACACAUUGGCUGUAAAGAUGCUCGAUCGAUUAGCUGUGCUUUUUCCACCAAUGAACAAUCCUGGGAGUGGUACAAACGCCUCCACAAAGUCACCUUUCCAAAAAGAAGUAUUGAGGAUAUGUUUGCCUUUGCGUAUUAUGCAUGGUCUAUGGAAGAAGGCAAAGAUUACCCCAGGCUAGGAAAAGAUAGCAAUUCUUACCUCACAUCUUUCAAUGCUGAAGUGGAGCGAUUAAAGUUCAAUUUGCAUGGGAGUUGGCGUAUUAGUCAAAUAAACAAAGAUUACCAAAUGUGCCCAUCCUAUCCACCUCAAUUACUUGUACCCGCGUGUAUUACAGAUAAAAUCCUCGAGGCUGGUGCCAAUUUUCGAAGCUCCAGGCGGAUUCCCGCCAUAGUAUGGAGGCAUGUUAAAAAUGGAGCUGUGAUCGCACGGAGUAGUCAGCCGAUGGUUGGCUGGCUUGGUUGGCGUAGCCCAGAGGACGAAGAUUUACUGAAAGCUCUAUCGGAUGCGUGUUCCUAUGACAGAGGUGAAUCGACAAUGAUCGACUCGCCAGUCAAUGAUUCCGAGCCACCUGGCGAUGAACCCAUUACUCCUGCUACUACCAAGAAAGUCAUGAUCGUUGAUGCAAGAAACUACACUACAGCAAUCGCCAAUAGAGCGCGAGGUGGCGGCUGCGAGUAUGCAGGGUAUUACCCAAGUUGCGACAUACAGUUCAUGAACCUGCCCAAUAUACACUCCAUACGCAAAAGCUUUCACGCUGUUAGACAACUUUGCGCCUCCGACGCUGAUCAGAGCAAUUGGUUGAGCUUGUUAGAAGGCACUAGGUGGUUUCAGCAUAUGUCAGGUUUGCUUAGAGCAGCUGUAACCGUCGCCUCAGCGGUGGAACGAGACGGAAGGCCAGUAUUAGUUCAUUGUAGUGAUGGUUGGGACAGAACACCACAAAUCGUCGCCCUCGCCCAAAUCUUGCUCGAUCCUUAUUAUCGGACAAUGGAAGGAUUCCAAGUAUUGUGCGAACGCGAAUGGCUCGAUUUUGGUCACAAAUUUGCAGAUCGAUGUGGUCAUACUGUGGAAUGCGAGGAUCCUAAUGAGAGAUGUCCCGUAUUUCUGCAAUGGCUUGACUGUGUGCAUCAAUUAACAAAGCAAUUCAAAUGCGCUUUCCAGAUGUCAUCUGCAUAUCUCGUAAAAUUAGCUCAACAUACGUACUCUCAAUUGUUCGGCACAUUUCUCUGUAAUACCAGGCAAGAAAGGCUACAAUUGAGGAUACGCGAGAGAUCUUUUUCUGUUUGGCGUUUCCUCAAUUCCACUUCUUUUGUUAAUCACCUGUAUUCUCCGUCAAAAGAUAAAGUAUUAUGGCCUAGUUGCAAUGUAAGAGAUCUGAAGCUAUGGUCAGAAGUGUAUCUAGGUUCGAUGGAAACUCCUUUAGGUAUCAACGAUAUCAAACCUGUAAUCGACAUCGAGACUAGUGAAAACGAGAAGCCGCAAGGACAAAUGACAAAAACGCGAUCUUACGGUGAUCUCAUUCAAGCUCAAGACCAUCCAACACACUUACAUCGCAGGCUAAGUGAUCCAAGCAUUUCUAUAGAGAAGAAAUUUGACUCAUUAACUAUAGAAAAUGGACCCGAGAAAGUAGAGACUUAUAAUGAUAGUGAUAAACCUCACAUGGUUAGUGAAAAUAAUGAGACUGAAGAAAAAAAGAGUUUACCAAAUGGAGACGUGUCUAUCGAGAUGCAUGCAAAUACCUCGGGAGAUAGCUCUACCGAUACCUUAGUACCUAAUAGUGAUGUAACUGUGGGGAAACAUGACGCCGAAAAAGAUUCAUCAUCAAUAAAACUUCCCGUACAAGAACCUGAUUCAAACUUUAUUGAAACGACCAAUAUCGACAGUCAUGUAAAGCACGUUGAAACAAACGACAUGAGCGAUAUGAAUAUCCCACCAACAUCUCAAAUACCAAGUAGUAAUUGUUCGGCAUCACCGAUUCACCAGGAUCUAGAUAAUUUAGACAGACUUGAUGACGUCGAUGGUCUCCCAGUCAUACACUGUGACGUUCAAACGCGAGUACAACAAAUAAUUGUCGAAUAUAAGACAAAAGAAGAAGCACUAAAAAAGGAACUGUACACAACAAGAAUGGCAUUGCUUAGGCAAGUUUGCAAUCAUACCGUGGAUACUGAUAGGGUAGAUGAAAUCGGUUCAUUGCCAGAUUCGGUAGGAAGUGCAGCUGAUCACGGCGGCGAGUCUUUACCUUCAGACAUGUCUUGGGAAGCAGUGGAGGAGCCUGGACCUGCUCCAACUUUAUGGGUACCUGAUCACGCAGUAAAUCAAUGUCAAGGGUGCAACAUAGUGUUUUGGCUUGGUAGGCGUAAACAUCACUGCAGAAGUUGCGGCAAAAUAUUUUGCGCAGACUGUUCAGAGAACUGGACGCCAUUACCCAACGAGCAACUUUACAAUCCAGUGCGAGUAUGUAGCGAUUGCUUUUCUCGACGUGAACUUGAGCCCGCCUUAACAUGUCAUCGUGCAGCCAACUGUAAGAAACCAGACGAGGACGAUGACUGUGAAUCUGUGCCCUUCCAGAUUGUCCAAGCGAAGCAGCAACCACCAAUCGUCGAACCAAGCAGAGCCAAUUGAAUUUAUUUUUUCUUCGAAAAGACAUAGGGCUCGUAUUAUUUAUUUAUUUUUAGAUUUAUCAUGCGCGUGCGCGAGAGUGUAUAGAAUUGAGAAUGGUUGUGAAAAUAAAUUAUGCGUGUAGAAAUGCAUGAAAGAUAGAGUGAAUGAGAUUACAAUGUAUCGUCGAUUGCGAGCACGUUCUUUUGACUGGCUGUGACAGAUCAUUUUAUUCGUAGUCGUCAGAUUCAAAAUUUCAAGGUGAUAAAUACAAUUUUAAUUGAUCGUUGGGCUGUCUCAUGUACGAGUUAUUUACUUAGCUAGUAGAUCAGAUAGAGACUGCAAUUGAUUUAUUGUUUAUGUAUAUAAUGGUUUUCAUGCAUGUAUUUUGUCUUCUUAUGCAGAAUGAAUUUUUACCUUUUUCUCUCUCGAUGGCCCAACAUUGUUUCAAAUAGUAAUUGGCGCUCAUAAUCUAAUAUUGUCGUUAAUGUUUUCUGUUAUUUGGCUCGGCUGAGAACGCUGACAUAUUUUAUACUUGGUAAACUAGAAGAGAGCAAGAUUGGCGAUCUGAUCGGGCGACACCUGAAUUGUACAUAGGUGCGAUUAAUUAACAAAUAAACGACGGAGGCAGACCACAAACAAAAAUAAAAAACGCCAGAGUAUUUUCGCGUUCUUUACUGUAUCUAGCCGUUGACGUAGUUCUCAGAUAACGAUUGCACGUGUGCAUAUCUGCGAAAUGAAUUAAAUA